UUGAGCAGAGUUCUUUCAGAGAUAUGGAUUUACGGAUCCUUUGAUAGUGUCUACACAGGUUUUGCAUUUAAGAAUACACUUUUAUUAGCACGUGUGCAGUCGCCAUGCACAUGUGAUUUAACUCCGUUGUUCAAGAAAUGCCUAGCGUGAUCUUGGUGUAAAUAAAGCCCGCAAGAUCAUCAUAUCUAGCCGCUUGUCACCUACUGGUGUCGCAUUCAAGUCUGUGUUGGUGAAACCGUGCGUAAUUCUUGUGUUUUCACAACACUGUUUGGUGUGGUACACUGCUUUUUCUGCACCGGCUGCACGGUUUUCAAAAAAAAAAAAAAAUACCAAUACAAGGAGUGCAUAAUGGGGGUUCAGGGUUUGAACCACUUCAUGGAGAAAUGCUGUCCAGACACAUGCAUUAAAGUAAAUCUGAGAAAAAUGGCAGAGGAUCACAGGGCAAUUUACCCUUACAGCACUCCCACACUGGUUGUGGAUGGGAUGGCAUGUGUGAGACAGUGGUACACUUGCCAAGCGUGGGUUCAUGGGGGACAAUGGAAAGAGUACAUGUACCUCCUGAACCAGUUUGUGUCAGCAUUUUCAGCCUUAGGCAUUAGGCUAGUGUUUUACUUUGAUGGGACUGUUGAGGACCGCAAGCGUGCAGAGUGGGUGCGACGUCGGCUCAGGUCAAACAGAGACAUUGCCAAGAUAUUCCACUUCAUCAAGACCCACAAACAACAGCCUGGCAAGGAGUUGUUCGCCCUACCCUCGGGCCUGCCCACCUUCUCUCGCUUUGCCCUGAAGUCCCUGGGACAAGAGGUCAAGUGCUCCACACGAGAGGCUGACUUUGAGAUAGCCAGUUAUGCCAACAGCCAUGCCCAUGAUUGCAUGGGUAUCCUGAGUCAGGACUCAGAUUUUGUCAUUUAUGACACAGUCCCUUAUUUAUCUGCCAGCAAGCUUUGUUUGAAAAGCAUGACCACGGUGUUGUUCUCCAGGGAGAGGCUGUGCCAUGUCCUGGAACUUCAGAAAACGGAGCUUCCAGUUCUUGCUUGUCUCCUUGGGAACGAUUUUGUCCCAGAAAGUUGUAUGAGGCAUGUCAGAGACAGAGCCGUGAAUGAUCAUCGGAGCCAAUAUGGGCAACACGAAGGAGAGAUGUUUUUUGCUCUCGCACAGUUCAUGAUUAAAUACCAUACAGAUAAUGGUGGUUAUAGUGAUUUCUUUACUCUGCCACUUUCUAUGGAGGAGAAAGAGCUCUUGGAAAACGGGAGGCGCUCUUAUGUGCUUCCAGGUCAAUUUAUUCCAUUUAUCGGUCAAGAGUGGUGUCCCCCAGACAAGGGUUGUGCAAUGGAGAAAUUGGUCUCUGCUUCCAUCUUGCAGGCAGUCAAAGAGAAGCAUACAAGAGCCGACUGCUUCCUCCUUUACAAUGUCCUGUAUGAUGGAGUGGUUGAAUGCAGCAACACUCUUGAAGAUGCGGAGAACAUGGCUCUGCCCUCUCAAGCCUCUGUCUUCCAGCCACUCAGAGAGCGUCUGUACGGCCUGCUGAUGUUGCAGCCCACGCUCACAGGUGAUGCUGAGGCAGUACCUGCGGUGAAGGAGUGGUUUGUGUAUUCUGGAAACGCCCUAGUGGAGCCUGCCCUGGUGCCCCCAAAGCAGAUUAGUGACUCAGAGGCAUGGCCUGAUUUAAGAGACCUAUGGUUGUUUAAGAAAGAUGCUGAAGCAAGACCUCUGCAGCUGUCCACUUUCCUAGCCAUCCUUGACCUGCGGGAAUAUGCUCAUCUCCCAGAUAGCAUUGAAGAGCCACUGCUGGUCGCCCUGUGCCUCAUCACAUACAUCUUUCUACAGGUGUCGGACCUCUCUUUGGAAGAUCUGGACGCUUAUCUGAGUCAAGCCGUCUGUGUCAUGUUCAAGCUGCACCCAGAGCUGGCCCACAUCAAGGUUCCCUGCGUGGAUGCCAGGGCAGUGCAGCUGGGCUCCCUGUUCGUGCGAGGCCUGACAUACCUGGUGGCGGCCAACAGCGCCUGUGGCUCUCCCAUCGCCAUGGAUACGCUGAUGCCCUGGAGGACGUUCGAUGGACUGCUGUUCCACCAGAAAUAUCUCCUGGCCCACACUGGCCAGACGCCAGAGGAACUGAUGGAGGACCAGAGGUCAUGGAUCUCAAAAUUCAACACUCUCAGAGAGCACGUCAUCAGUGCCUGCAGGAGUCGUGGCAGACCCAUACUAACAGCUCCACGGGAAGGCCAGCAAGGACCUGGGAGGCCUGGGAGUGAGGCGUCCUCAUCUGCGGCGGCCAGUACCCCAGUGCAUCAUGGGUCGCCACAGAGUACCAGCAGGCCCCAGCAUGGCAGCGUUCCUGCCACUUACACUCCAGGUGAUGGAUUCCAGCCACGUGUACAGCGUCGUCCCGGCAGAAGGGCGUACCGGUUAGCUCCAAGGUGGCCCCAGAAUAAUCCCCGUCCGUAUCAUCCAUGAACAGGCACAAUCGCCCUUGCCUGAUUGUCAUCGACUUUCAAAUCUUGUUGCGUCACUAGGAGGACACGGCCUGGCUACAGUGCCUACAGAAGGUAGAAGGCACACUGCAAAUCCCUUAACAACUCUACCUCUACUACAACCAGUAGCUGUCUGAAAUCAAACUGAACGUCAGGGGCUUGUACUAGGAAGCUGGUUGAGGAGUAAACCAGGU
This is a messenger RNA of Engraulis encrasicolus (European anchovy), 2662 nucleotides long. It is a transcript of the gene fam120b, whose product is annotated as family with sequence similarity 120 member B. Gene Ontology annotation, cellular component: nucleus. Gene Ontology annotation, molecular function: nuclease activity. The record is from RefSeq and is a predicted model, not a curated record. The transcript has 10 exons. Lineage: Eukaryota; Metazoa; Chordata; Actinopteri; Clupeiformes; Engraulidae. Bases 349 to 2451 code for a protein of 700 amino acids.